This is a messenger RNA of Tetrahymena thermophila SB210, 6054 nucleotides long. Its product is annotated as cation channel family protein. NCBI's taxonomy places the organism in Eukaryota, Ciliophora, Oligohymenophorea, Hymenostomatida, Tetrahymenidae. The transcript is spliced from 14 exons. The record is from RefSeq and is a predicted model, not a curated record. Gene Ontology annotation, biological process: calcium ion import across plasma membrane. Gene Ontology annotation, molecular function: high voltage-gated calcium channel activity; calcium ion binding. Gene Ontology annotation, cellular component: membrane; voltage-gated calcium channel complex.
AUGGUAAGACAGUAAAAAAUUGAAGCUAAUUAUACUGUGAGAUUUUAGGUUCCAACUAAAAUAGAGGAUGAUAAGCCUCCUUUAGAAAUACAUUAGCCUCAUAGUUAUGCAAACAAUAACCUCUAAAUAGUCUAAAACAAACAUAAUAGUAAUAUAACAACUGAAUCAAAAGAACACUAUCCCAAAGAAAAUCCUUUAAAUUUUGUAGAAAGCGAUGAUGCUGUUAAUAAAUAAAAUAACAGCGGCGGCUCUAAUAAAGAUGAUUCAGAAAGUAAAGUAGAUGACACUUCCACAAUUGAUCGCUUGAAAUACUUGUUCUCAUAAAGGUAAAGCGAAGUAGAUCAAUUAUUCUAAGAAGUCACAGAUAAGAGUUUGGGAUUAUUUGACAAAAAGUCUAAAUUCAGAUAAAAAAUAUUCAAUUUUUAUCACUCACUGAUUAUGAGAUUACUUUUGAUUGCUGCUACUAUUGCUGAAAUAGUUGCUUAUCUUAUGUUUGACUACUCAUUUAGAAACACUGGUGCAAAUAUGUACGAUUUAAAAAUUAAUGAAGUCAGUGAUUUUAUUUAAUUUAUAUGCAAUUCUUUUUUUUCUUUGGAAAUUCUUUUGGGGAUUAUAGCACUCGGCCUUGUUUAAGGUAAAAGCGCUCUCUUAAGAUAGUUAUGGAAUAUUGUACUUAUUCUUAUUUUGUUUUCUGGCUGGAUAUCAAGAUUUAGUGUGACUACUACUGUAUUCAGCAUCAUCAAAUUUUUAAGAAUUCUUACAUUUUUCAGACUGUUUCCUGAGUUAACUAAGAAAGUUAAUGCCUUUUUCAGUAGUUUUUAACAUUUAGGAAAAACAUUUUUUCCUCUAAUCUGUGUAAUUUUGCUUUAUGCUGUAGUAGGGAUGAGCUUUUUUUAAGGUCAUGUAGAAAGCAGAUGCAGAUUAACCGAACAUCCUGAACAUAAUUCAGAUAUUUGGGAAGUUGAUGAAUCCAAUUAAUAUCCAUGUGGAGUUCUUGAGUGUCCUAAAAAUACUUUUUGCGGUAAUCCAGCUGAUUUUGGUUUACCAUUUAAUAAAACUGAAGCAAAGCAUGAAACUUUAUUAUUUGGGUAUAACCUUUUUAAUAGUAUAGAAUGGGCUCUCUUUGCUGUUUACAAUUUUUUGAUGGUAACUGGAUGGGUUCAAACAACAUAUAUGUAUUGGAGAGCAUAGGAUAAAGCUGUUUCAGCAAUAUAUUUUGUUUCUUUGGUACUUUUCUUAUCUUAAAUUAUUUCAAACAUUAUCUUGGCUACAUUAUAUGAAGGUUUUAUAGAUGAAACAUCAAUCAAAAAUGAUAAAAUUUAAAAGAAAAAAGUUGGAAAGCAAUUUUCGGGCAGCGAUAAAGAUAGCAAUCUCAAUUAUAUUCAUCAAGAUAGUGGUUAGCAAUUUUAAAAGAAAAAUGCUGUGAUCAACUUUGAGAGUGAGGAAAACGCACAUAAUUUAAGUGAUUUAAAAAUAAAAAAAGAAAUCAUAAAUAAUGCAUAAAAUAUAAUGGUUAAUGAUAUAAAUUCCGAUAAGCAAGACAAUUUUCAUGUAGGUUUAUCCAAUUCUAAGAAUCCCUCCAAUUAUAAACAAAAUAAAUAAUUAAGUUUAAUUUACUAAGGAGAGCAUAACAAAUCUGAUGGCUCACUUAAUAAAAAGUCAAAUAUUUCAGUGAAGUCAGAUCGAAACGAUUUCAAAGAAGUCAUGGCAGCCUCUCCUAUUAUUAAAGCUAUAUUUUUUUUAAAUCUGCUCCUUUAGAUUGCUAAUCUCUGUUUAGAUAAUCACUGGAUAUCUUAGAAAGCUUAUAUAAUUCUAAAUAAGAUAGAUUUUGCUACAAUUAUUAUUCUAUUUUGUGAAAUAAUUUACAUGAUUGUUUUUAUUGGUUUUUAAAAAUUCUUUAAAGAUGUUUUUAACUGCGUAGACUGUUUGGUAUUUUUAGCUCAUUUGACAUCUUAUAUUUAUGAAGGAGUUAACGGCUAUGAUAUAUUUAACCCUACUUUGUAAAUGUUCAUACUUAUAAGAUGCACAAAAGUCUUUAGAAUCUUUAAGAUCUUUUUCCACUAUGAAUUAUUCUAAAAUAUGACUGUCAUUUUAAAAACUUACCAGUAGACCUUAAAUUCAAUACCUGAAUAUAUUAUUGUUUUUUGCAUAUUAGUCAUUCUUUUUGCACAAAUAGGAAGAGAAUUAUUUGCUUACUCGUAGCCUCAUGACGAUCACCAUGUAUUAAGAGUUAAUUUUAAUACACUUCAGGAUAGCUUACUAGCUGUUGUACUUAUUUUUUAUAAUGAAGAAUGGCAUAUUUCAAUGUAUAAUUUUAUGAGAUUUGUCGGAUAUCAAAGUGUGAUUUAUUAUUUAAUAUGCAUGCUGAUUGGUUGGGUGCUCUUUGUGAGAUUAUUUAUUGCUAUUUUUAUUAGCCAAUUCAUGAAAUAUCUGAGAAUUAAUGAAAAGGAAUAUUAUAAGAAAAAAAAUCAACUUGAUACAAUUGAUAUGAUUUUCAGAAGAUGCUUUUUAAGUAUUUUCAAUUUAUGUUCAAAGAAAAAUUCAUCUUAAGUUCAUGCUAUUCCCACAAAACUUAAUUACAGUUUAGCCACAAAGAUAGAAAAUAUCAAUUAAAAUGAUGAAUAAAAAGCUAAUUAAUUUUAAUGCAUAGAAAAUGGAAUUACUGCAAGCAAAUAAUUUGAUGAUUAAUACAUCUCUUCAAAUCCUAAACCAAUAUCUAACUAGUAAAUAGAAAAACAAAAUGCUACUUUAUAAAAUGAAAAUGAAAGCUCGAGUGAGAGUUCAGAAAAUUCUGAAGUUUAAUAGGAAGAUUUUUAGACUUUUAGAGUAAAAAAGAAAGCACCCACAAUUAUAGGAAUUAGAAAAAGUGUUCAUAAGCCUAAUAUAUAAAUAAUAAAGAUUAAUGGUCAAACACAUGUUAGUUUCUAAUAAUCAUAAUCUGCAUUUAAUACAAAUAGAGAUGACUUUAACUCAUCAAGACCAAUUAUGGAAAGUUAAAACUAAGUAUUUUAAGAAAAAUCUAUUAACAAUGGAGUGAAGUCAAUUACCUCUAUACUCUAAGAUGACUAUAUCCAACCAAAAGAAAAUAAGAAUGCUCCGCCACUUAACUUUUAAAUUAAUCAAGGUUUUUAACAAUCUGAUGCAUUUUUAUCUCCAAACUAUUCUUUCAAAAAAAAUAGAAAUAAAAAUUUUUAAUUUGAGAAUAAGAGUUAAGAAUAUGAAUAUCCUUAGCAAGUCAAGAAAUAAAACUAACGUUAGAAUAGCGAUAUCUAGUUGUUAGAUUUUAAUUUUAGUAAUUAAUAAACUUAGAGCAAUAUUUUUUAGAGUAAAUAAUCUAUCAUGACUCCAGUGCCUUCAUAAUCUCUUGUUCAUAUUGCUUAAGAAAUUUAUUCUUCUGAGAUGGUAUUUUAAAAUGUAUCAAACAAAGUAAUGGCUAACUAACAAUAAAUGUAAGAAAAAAAAUAGAAUUAAUAAAAUCAAAAUAAUUAAUAAAAUAAUCAAAACAAUUAACAAAAUAAUUAAAAUAACCAACAAAACCAUUAAAAUGGUCAAAAAAAUGCUUUGGAUUAAAAUCAUUCCACAAAUCAAUAAUAAACUAGCUGCGAAGACAUCUCCUUAAAUUUAUUCAGAACUGAUAAUAGGUUUAGAUAAAUUUGCUCUAAUAUCUCUGAAAGUAGUAAAUUUGACUUUCUUAUGGUUUUGACAAUUAUAGUUUUUGCUGGUAUACUUGUAUGGGAUUCUCCUUUCUUAAAUCCAAAAAGCAUACAAAAAGAUAUUAUCAACAUUUCCUACAAAGUUUUAGCAGGAAUUUUUUUGUUUCAACUUUUUAUACAUCUUGUUUAACAUGGUUUCUUAUUUAAUGGUCCACGAUCUUAUCUUAGAAGAAGUCUCCUUUCGAUAUUAGAUUUUGUAACUACACUCGCAGUGUUGCUUUACAUUUUAAACAUCACUUCUAAAUCUAAUUUUGUUUUCAAGUGCAUUGCUAUCUUUAGAGUUAUUUUUUUGUUAGCAUUCCUAUCAAAAUAUAAUAAGGACAUUGCAUUUGCUGGAAGAUUAAUGGCAUACUGCUCAUCAAGAAUGUUUAAACUUAUUAUGUUUGCUAUGAUUUAUCUUUUAAUGAAUGGAAUCAUAGCUACAAAACUAUUAAAAGACUCUGGCUGGAUGUGCAAGCAUCUCUAUUAUCCCUCUUCUCAUGAUAUAAUAUCAAAGCAUGAUUGCUUUGAUUUAGGUGGAGAUUGGAUAGAAUCUGCAUAUAACUUCAACUCUAUUAUAGAUUCACUCUAAGUGCUAUUUAUGGUAUAGGCAUCUGAAGGAUGGCUACAGAUUAUGCUAGAUACUUUUGAUUCAAACUCUUCUUAAUUCUAGAUAAGUUACAAAUAAUAAAGUAUCUGGGCUAUUUUUUACAUUUAAUAUUUCUUUAUUGCUAAUAUAUGCAUCCUAAAUAUGUUUGUUGGCUUAAUCGUAGAGUCUCUUUUAGAGUUGAAUGAGCAUGAAAGCGGAACUCAUUCUUUGACUAAGUAACAGAAAGAGUGGUUUUUUAUUAAGAAAUCUAUCAGAAAACUUAUUCCAAUUAAAAAUGAAUAAGAACCAAAAAAUAGAUUCAGACUUUUCUUUUUUAAAAAUUUAGUCACUGGAAAUUCUUUAAAAAUAUUUUUUUACUUUUUCGCUGUUUUGAAUGGGGUUUCCUUUUUAUUUUUUAAGAAUAGGAUGGAUUCCGAUAACAUGAUGGUUUUAAAGAUCAUAAAUUUAGUCUGCUUAAUUAUUCUGGGUGUUGAAAUUCUAUGUAGGAUGAUUAGUUUAGGGAUUUUAAGAUAUUUCACUAUAAGCAUGUGGAAUAAUUUUGACAUUGCAGUAUUGAUAAUAGGAAUGAUAAAUAUUGAUUAUUAAUUUAAUCAGCAUAUAACUAUAUUCUCAAACUAUUAUAGAAUAUUUGAUGGCAUCUCUAAAGGUUUGCAAUUGAUUAGGUUAAUUAGGGUUUUCAAUCAUUUCUUGAUCUUUAGAAAACUUCUUAAUAGCUUAAAUUACGCAUUGUCUUCUAUAUUAGGAAUAUCAUUAAUUUUAAUAGUCUUUCUAUAUACUGCCGUCCUUCUCUCUCUUAAUCUCUUUCCUUAUUUAAAAUUUUAAUCAACAAUUAACGAAUAUGAUCUAAAUUUUUCAGGAUUUUUCUAGGCUCUAUUCUCAUUCAUAAGAAUAGUCACUUUAGAAAUGUGGUAUCUGAUUCCUUUUGAGGCCUCAUAAAAAAUGGCUCCUAAUUUUGUUUGCAGAGAUGAUAUGUACGAUUAUUAUGAUUUUGUUAAAUACGGCUUUCAGUCUUGUGGUUCUGUCAUCUCUUACCUAUUCUUUUAUGUUUUUUUCCUCAUAUUUACUCUGAUUAUAUUAAAUUUGUUUGUAGCCACUAUUAUCGAGUCCUAUAAGGAGGCCUUUAGUGCUGAUGAGUCUGCUAUCAAUCAUUAUCAACUUGAUGAUAUUUUGAAACUAUGGACAAAAUUUGAUCCUUAAGGCAAAGGUUAUAUCAGUUAUAAGGAAUUUUGGUAAUUUUCUAGUUAAAUUGCUAUUGUUUAUGGUGUUAACAGUGAGGAAUUCCUUGAUAUUGAAAACAAAAGCCAAUUUCUAAAAUCCCUAAAUAUUCCCAUCUACGAAGAUCCAAUUGACAAAAUAUUCUGUUACAAAUUCCAUGACGUAGUUGAAAAACUCUCUAAGAUAUCUGUCUAAAUUAAAUACGGUGUUAAUAAUCUUGAACCUAAAAACUUAAAAUUGAGGGAAUCUCUUGACAAUCAAUGCAAAUCUAAUACAUUAAAAUAUGAAAAAAAUAUUAAAGAAACAGAGUUUACUAGUGGUGAUAUGAUACUUUUAAUUGUAUUGUCUAGAAAAGCAAAAAUAUGGAAGAGAUAAUAUGUUUACAAGCAAAAAGGCGAUACUAAUAUUUUUCACAUUUAGUCUUUGUUCUAAAAAAUAAAGAGCCAAAAGUAAAAUUUCAUAGAAAUCAUCAAAAAACAAAUAGAAAAAGAAGAGCAAGAAGAAAAAGAAAAAAAUUCUAAUAUUUAAAAACAAUGA